AUGGAUUUGCAGAACUACGACGAAGACAUUUCGGCCAACGGUUACUACCAGCGGCUGUUGAACGAUCAUUACAGCAUCCUGGAGACGGCCACCGUCGAGGGAUGGAUAGUUUGCGUACCCCGGUUCGGUUCCUUCAGCGAACAGUGCCUUGUCGAUCAGGAGUUUGCGCUCGCGCACAUACUGGUCCCGAACGAGGAGCUACCGGAGACGCACUUCUUCAACCUGAACUUCCUGCAACUGAAGCUGGACGAGCGGGCGCUCACAUUCGGCGAUGUACGUGUGCGCAUUCUGUUUGAGGAAAUUUUCUACCGGGAAGGGCUGAAGUACAAAGUGUGGUGCAUCGAGCGACCGCUGCACGACAUGAAGAAGUACGGUGUGUACGCGGAGGAUGACUUUUCGCUUGGACGUUUCCUCGGCAUCGGCAGUCUCACCGAGUCGGUCGAGUUCAUCCGGACAGCCGCCAAGAAGAAGGAUAUAUUCGGCCGCAUGGAUGGGAAGGUGCAGCAGUUUGUCCGUGCGAACGGUGACUUCCCAAAGUGGCAGUUCGACGAGCAGAAAGCCGCGGUGAAAAUGAUCUACGUCGAGUGUCUUGAUUUGAUACUGCAGAACCGUAAGCUGAAAGAUCGCUGCCAGCGGGAUAUGCUGCUGCGCGGUAACGUUAAAGUUGCCAUCGAGACGUACGUGAUGGACAAGCUGUACGAUCACGUAAAGAACGUGAUCGACGUGUGCCGAUCGGAGCAGGCGGAAGCGUUUAACAAGACGCUGCGCAACUUGGGCGAUGUGCACUGUACGGAGUUUGAGGUAGCGCAACGGUACGGUGAACUGAUCCCGCUGGCAAAAAAGGAACUGGUCAAGAUCGAAGACGCGCGUACAGUGAUAGACAAGAUCGGUUGUUUGCAGAAGGUGAUGGAAGUACUGGUCAAGGGAGGAUUAGGCAAACGGUACACGCUCACCACGGACCAUUUGGUGCCGUUGUUCAUUUUUCUCAUUCUAAAAUCGGGACUGACGCACUGGAUAAUGACGAUAACGUUUCUGAAGGAGUUUCAGUUCAACAACGUGUUCCGGGAGCAGCGCAUCGAGACGGGCGAGCACGGGUUUCUGAUUGCGACCCUGGAAGCGGCUAUCGUGUACAUUAGCUGCGGUAGCAUUACCCGCACGCAGCGGCUUGGCAUUAAUCUCGAGCCCAGGUCGAUUCAGACAGACGCCGGCUCCGUUACGUCCGACAUGGAAUUCCGUAAUGCGGACGACUUUCUCAACUAUCUGCUCACGCUGAUGCGUAACGACGACGAAGCAAGGGUUGUGGAGCUACUGCAGGAUGUCACCAACAAUCAGGCACUGCUGUGGAACGUUCCAACCGAGGCCGGAUAUUACUAUCUGCCCUCGAUCGACGACCAAAAUCAGCACGGUCAGGCCGCGAUACAUCUCGCGGCUAUUCUUGGUAAUGCGAAGCUCCUGACGCUCAUACUGUCCCUCCAGCCGAACGUGAAUGCAGUCGACGCGAAGAACUGGACCGCGCUGCACUACGCCGCAGCGAACGGUCAUCAGAAUCUGCUGUUACUGCUGCUUCAUGCCGGAAUAAACAUUAACAGUACCAGCAACGAUGCACACACAUCCCUCCAUUUAGCGUGCCUAAAUGGCCACAGCGGAUGCGUCAAGGCGUUGCUGUACUUUUCCGAGCAUAUGCGCAUCUACGUCGAUGUGAACGCGGCCACCGAGCUGGGGCACACGCCGCUACAUUAUGCAGCAAAGUGGGGCUUUUUAGAUAUCGUCGAAACGUUGCUAGAGUACGCGGCGCGGGUCGAUGUUAUGAACAAGCUGGGCGCCACUCCGGUGCGCAACGCGCACAACGUCCGCAUUACGAAACUGCUCGUCGAUGCACUGCACGAUCAACGCCGCAAUGCGAACGGUCGUGGCCAGUCGAACACAAAGUUUGCUCCAAUACCUCAGACUACAAUCUAUUUCGCAGAAGAUUUCAACUACUCUAACGACAAUGCACCGGAAGAGAUCCGCGAACAGCGUACGAUAGAGGAGAUGAAACGGGUCGAAAAGGCGCUGGAAGCAAUUGCUGCCCAGGACACAAAGCUGGCCUGUGUCUAUCUGGGACUGGAAGAAGAUUCGUCCCGGAACCCAUCGGAACGAAACCAUCGCAACCACCCAGCUCAACUGAAUGGCUAUCCCACGGAUGACAAGCUGUGUCACCCACUGUGCACUUGUAACCGGUGUGUAAGGCGAUCGUCCGAAUUUUACAAUCUUUUUAGAAAACCUUUCGGACUGUCGGCAAAACCGCCUACGGGGGUAUCGGUACCUGACAAGGUACGUGUCGAUCUGAAUGCCGUCAAUGGAGAAGGCUACACCGCCUUGCACGUAGCUGCAGUGCACGGAAACGUGGAAAUGGUUCGUGUGUUGCUGGAGCACAAGGUCAAUCCUACCAUUCGGCUCAAGUCCGGUGCGACGGCGCUGCAUUUGGCAACACGCGAACGCAGAUUACGUAUCGUGCGGAUGCUGCUGAGCCGUUGUACGGUUACGGACAUCGUAGACCUGAAGGAUAGUCGAGGAGAUACACCACUUCACUACGCAGUGGAACAGAACAAUUUGCAGCUGGUCCAAAUGUUGCUGGAGGCCGAUGCUGAUCGAAGCAUACGCAACUUACAAGGCAAACGGCCAAUAGACAUAGCUAAAAAUAAUCUCUACUUUAAUGUAGUCAAUUUGCUCGAACAAUGA
Messenger RNA from Anopheles marshallii, 2721 nucleotides. RefSeq names its product ankyrin repeat domain-containing protein 27-like. Gene Ontology annotation, molecular function: SNARE binding; guanyl-nucleotide exchange factor activity. Bases 1 to 2721 code for a protein of 906 amino acids. The record is from RefSeq and is a predicted model, not a curated record. NCBI's taxonomy places the organism in Eukaryota, Metazoa, Arthropoda, Insecta, Diptera, Culicidae. The transcript has a single exon. Gene Ontology annotation, cellular component: early endosome; late endosome; plasma membrane. Gene Ontology annotation, biological process: early endosome to late endosome transport; neuron projection morphogenesis.